Molecule: messenger RNA, 1079 nt
Organism: Capra hircus (goat)
Lineage: Eukaryota; Metazoa; Chordata; Mammalia; Artiodactyla; Bovidae
Gene: APOPT1
Product: apoptogenic 1, mitochondrial
Exons: 5
Coding region: 258-839 (193 amino acids)
Biological process (GO): intrinsic apoptotic signaling pathway
Cellular component (GO): mitochondrion
Source: RefSeq, a predicted model, not a curated record
CCCGCCCCCCCGCCUCGGGAAAAACGUCCUCCGGCGUCCGCGCCGCACUUCUCCCCUGGCCGAGCCCGCCGCUGGUCGCCCGGCGCAGAAGCCGCCGAGAAUGGCAGCUCCCGAGGAGCCGCUGCCCUGACAGACGCCGGGCGAGCGCACGGUCGGCCGCGCCGUGCCCUCCCGCGGACUUUGCGACGGUGCCGUAAGGUAGCGCCUCGCGACGUCGCGACUCUGCCGUGCGGCGCGAGAGUCGGCGGAGGGCAGCUAUGGCGGCCCGGCGGCCGGCGAGGAGCCUCGUCGUCACCGCUCUCUGCCGCGCCUUCUCGGGCCGCGGCUGUCAGCUCGCCCCCGAGCGCGGCGCCGAGCGCAGGGAUGCGGCGCCGAGCCGGGUCUCAAGAUUCUGCCCUCCAAGAAAAUCUCACCAUGAUUGGAUAGGACCUCCGGAUAAAUAUUCAAACCUUCGACCGAUUCACUUUUACAUCCCUGAAAAUGAGUCACCAUUGGAACAAAAGCUAAGAGAAUUGAGACAAGAAACACAAGAAUGGAACCAACAGUUCUGGGCAGACCAGAAUCUGACUUUUCAUAAGGAAAAAGAAGAAUUUGUUCGCUCAAGACUCAAAGCCAAAGGCCUGGAUCUGAGAGCUGCAUCAGGUCAGAAAGCGACGCUGAAUGCAGAAGAAAUGGCUGACUUUUACAAGGAAUUUUUAAGUAAAAAUUUCCAGAAGCACAUGUAUUAUAACAGGGACUGGUACAAGCGUAACUUUGCCAUCACCUUCUUCAUGGGAAAAGUGGCCCUGGAGAGGAUUUGGAACAAGCUUAGACCAAAACAAAAGACGACCAGCAGUUAGGAGCCCACCCUCACCCAUCCAGCCGGUUCCUCGUCUGAGGUUCCUCGAGAAGCAGCUGCCUCUGGGACUCGUUUCACAAGGGUGCUGAAACCUGUGAGCACAGGGCAGGCUGGAGGACGCGGGUCCUGGUACUGACUCUGAGGCCCACGUGGCUCUGUCCUGACUGCGAAUUCGACACUGGCUCUUGGCCACUGAGGUGAUAGCAAAUAAAACGCAAGCACUGUCUUCUGAGUUUUUGAA